This is a messenger RNA of Papaver somniferum (opium poppy), 1377 nucleotides long. RefSeq names its product F-box/kelch-repeat protein At3g23880-like. NCBI's taxonomy places the organism in Eukaryota, Viridiplantae, Streptophyta, Magnoliopsida, Ranunculales, Papaveraceae. Gene Ontology annotation, molecular function: protein binding. The record is from RefSeq and is a predicted model, not a curated record. The transcript has a single exon. Bases 1 to 1377 code for a protein of 458 amino acids.
AUGGAUUGCUCCAGCCGUCUACCACCGGAGAUCACAUUGGAAAUUUUAAGCAGAGUUCCAAGUGAAACGAUCCUUGACUGUAAAGCGGUAUGCAGAAUUUGGAGAAAUCUUCUUCGUCCUGUAUCAUUCUCUAAAAUUCACUUCCAUCAUCAUCACAAUCACGACGAUGAUUCUGGUAAGUUGAGUUUUCUUGCUUCAACUAGUAAGAAAAAUACGGAUUCUGAUAACCUAGAGUUCAAAUAUUUUGAAUAUAACAAGAAUCAUGACUCAGAAACGUCUAUUGAAAGAAUUAAAAGGGUUAAUUUCAAACCCCCAUUUAGUGAUGCUAAGAUUGUUGCUUCUUCUAAUGGUCUGCUGUGUCUUACUGGAACCCCAUCUGUUUGUAUUUGUAAUCCCAUUACUAGAGAACACAUCAUGCUUCCUGAAAUCAAGACACAGUAUUGUGAUAGUCAUCAGAAUUGUAUGUGGACUAAUGGGUUUGGUUACCUUUCUUCAACAAAUGAGUACAAAGUUGUAGCAAUACAUGCUUCCUCGCAGCCCGUAUUUGUAGAAGUGCAGAUAUACACAUUAGGCAGUCGCAACGGAUGGAGAAACCUUGGAAGAUUCAAUAUGGACCUCUGCCAAUUAAUUAAUGCGUUUUUACCACAAGGUAUCUUUGCCAAUGGAGCUCUUUAUUGGAUUGCCGGUGAUUUAGAUAUGAUCGUUACCUUCGAUUUGGCCGAGGAAAAGUUUUGUGAAAAUCUGUCACCACCUCCUUCGCCACCAAAUGGUACUUGGAUUUGGAACGGAAUAAGAGUUUUGGAUGGGUGUUUGUAUAUAGCUGUUUGGAAAAUUGUUGAAGAAGAUGGAGGAGAUGAGGGAGAAUGGUUUGACAUAUGGCUAUUGAAAAAGAAGAACAAUAAUGAUGGCUUGAAAGAGCGCGAGGGAUAUCAAUCAUUGGGUUGGACUAAAGAGUUUAGACUUGUAGAAGACAGAUUAGUAGCUGUUACAAAGAGUGGUGGUGUUAUAACUCACGUUACUUACCGUGUGAACUGUUUCAAUAUUUACGACCUAAAAUCUUCUACACCUAAGAGGUUUGGGGAUCUUAAGGAAUGUUUUGUUCAUGAAAUAUUUCCUCACAAGAACACCUUAGUUUCGUUGAAAGAAUUAGGGGAAGAAGAUACAAAGAUAAUGGAGCCGAUUGAAAUUGAGAAGACAGGAAGACGGGAUUUGCCUUUGGAGCAGCCGAAAGAGGUUGAGGCCCUGGAUGCGUUACUUUCAUUGAAAGAAAUACGGGUAAAGGAUAAGGAGAUUAUGGAGUCGAUUCAAAUUGAGGAGACAGAAAGCCAUGGUUCGCCUUCGGAGAAGCCAGAAGAAGAUGAGGCCAGGGAUACCUAG